CGCCACCGGCUCUCAGCGCGUCAGGCCAGUUUUCAUGGCUUCAUCCUAAAGAUCAAGACCUCCAUAUGCUGCAGGAAUGGGACGCAUCUGAGUGCUUCAGAAUUUCCGCUCACUUCUGGGCUCCACAAAAUCUUAGUUAACGCUCGUUUUACAGUCUGAAGCAGGUGCACUGUGGGUAAAAAGUUGCGGUGUGUCAUUUGCGGCGAUGCUUGGAAGUGACGACAACCCUGUGUGCUUCUGAUGAGCCGGAAAGUUGAAGGAAAAAGAUCUUUGAAAGGGAAUCUCGGCCACAAAUUGGAACCAGAUUCUCUUUUGGACAUAACUUGCACACAUUUCCCCGAGGAGACUUACCGUAAGGGCAGAUUGGAUGCAUUUGUCACCGGAUAUGAUGAACAUGGUGGAUGAUGGCUGCCUCUCAACGGACAACUACCACGACCUGGGGAAAUGUGGCACGUCGGGGAUGGGAGGCCGCGUCCACAGCAUCGACGUGAUUCUGGGCUUCAGUAAGGACCAGGAUCCUCUGCUCAACCCAGUCGGGCCUGUCGGCACACACAAAGUGGACGGAGAAGAGGAGAAACAAGUGACCUCUGACCCCUACGGUCACCUGCAAAGUCUUCCGAAUAAUUCACAGCAGUCAGCGUAUCAUGAUACUGGACUUUUCUCCACGGAGAAGUGUGACGCAGAUUUGGGAGAUCCACAGAGCAAUGUGGAGAGCGACAGCCGCUCCCCGGACCCUCCUGAUGAGGAUCAACCUAAAAAGAAACACAGACGCAACAGAACCACCUUCACCACCUAUCAGUUACACGAGCUGGAACGCGCCUUUGAGAAGUCCCACUACCCGGAUGUAUACAGUCGAGAAGAGCUGGCUAUGAAAGUCAACCUCCCAGAAGUUCGUGUUCAGGUGUGGUUCCAGAAUCGGCGUGCAAAAUGGCGGCGGCAAGAAAAAAUGGACACGGGCAGCAUGAAGCUCCAUGACUCGCCCAUGCUGUCCUUCAGCCGACCGGCCAUGGUGCCCAACAUGGGGCCAAUGACUAAUUCUCUGCCUCUGGACCCCUGGUUGCCUUCGCCGCUCUCCAGUGCCCCUCCUAUGCACAGCAUCCCGGGCUUCAUGGGACCAGGCCAAAGCCUCCAGCCCACCUAUACGGGCCAUCCCGGCUUUCUGAACUCUUCUCCAGGCAUGGUGCAGGGAAUGCAACCCAUGCCACCACCUCCUUACCAGUGUCCCCCUGCAUUUAAUGAAAAAUACCCUCUGGAAGACGUGGACCGCAGCUCUAGUAUUGUAGCUUUGAGGAUGAAGGCCAAGGAGCACAUUCAGUCCAUGGACAAAACCUGGCAACCCAUGUAACAGGAAAAUGGGGAGCGGUAUAUUUUAUUGGGAUCUCAUAGACACAUGGAUGCAUUUUUAGAAAGGACCAGCACCGGAUCAUUAGGAUUAGGGUUCACCUGAAUGCCACAGGCGAGACCUGGAAACAUGAAGCACUGAAAGCUUGUACGCAUUUUAAAGCCUCUGGCCAAUAAAACGAAACAUAGUUUGAUUUGAUGGACCUUUGAGGAUAUCUUCUCAACACAACAUGCUUGGAUUUACUUGGAUGGUCAAACCUGCUUGAGGAAUUGGUUUUGUUUUGGCAACAAACAGGGUUGCCAAGUUUGCAGUUUUACCACGGAUAUGGGCUACUUCUUCUUGCUGCGGGUUAAAGCUAUCUCUCACCCCCAAAAGGUGAUUUUGACCCCCGACAGAGGGGAAAAUCAUGGGAAAAAACACGAAUCAGCUAGUUUUGGGCUAGUUUUGAAUAGCAAUCGGGUUGGGUUUUUUUUGCACAGACCUGGCAACCAUGCAACAAAGCACUGACCGUUUGUGAUCAUGGCAUCUACAGUAAGGUGUUUCUUACUUCUUACCCAGCAAAUGUUGAGCUCCCUAGGAUUUUGGAUUUCAGUCGGUACCAAGCUUCUCUGCUCCUCCUGGUUGAAGACUCGCAAUAGCAAGUUUGGCAUGUUGGCAAUUUAACAGGACAGCGCAGCUCAGGACAACUGAUACCUCAAUGCCUGUUCAGAGGUUAAUUUCAUGUUCUACCAUCUAGACAUUAGGAACGAUUAGAAGAAAUCACUUGACUUUGAUUUAAAAGGAAUGACCCUCUAUGGUUAAAUAAACUGAAAUCUAGAAACAGAAUGUGUUUUAUUGAAUUGUUAUUUUACAUGAGUAGCUGCAUUAUCAAGCCAUAGAGUGAAGUUGUUUCUAAAUCACUAGCACAUAUUUCAACCGUGCCACAAUUCUGUUCCUGCUGUUCGAUGUGUUCAUAUCAUCAUUUAAAACGAGUCUGAGGUUUAACGUUUCAGUGUCUGUGGGGUCUGUUUCAAGCAAUAUAAGAAAGUCAGUUAUAUUUCACCCCAAAAACAAGAGAACAGUAUAAGAAAUUAUA
This is a messenger RNA of Sinocyclocheilus grahami, 2417 nucleotides long. RefSeq names its product retinal homeobox protein Rx2-like. The record is from RefSeq and is a predicted model, not a curated record. Gene Ontology annotation, molecular function: DNA-binding transcription factor activity, RNA polymerase II-specific; RNA polymerase II cis-regulatory region sequence-specific DNA binding. Bases 368 to 1345 code for a protein of 325 amino acids. Gene Ontology annotation, biological process: positive regulation of transcription by RNA polymerase II. The transcript has 4 exons. NCBI's taxonomy places the organism in Eukaryota, Metazoa, Chordata, Actinopteri, Cypriniformes, Cyprinidae.